AUGGCAUAUGAUAGAUAUGUUUGCAUUUGUAAGCCUUUACAUUACAAUGCCAUAAUGACUAAAAGGAAAGUACAAACUGUCAUACUUGUUAUCUGGAUAGUUUCUUUGAUCAGUCAGAGAUUUAAGUCAGUUCCAUAUCCUCUCUGUGUUGUCUUGUCUAUGUAUGUAGUGAUCAUUCAGCCUCUUCUAAAUCCACUCAUGUAUGGUCUUAAACUGUCAAAAAUAAGACAGGCUUGUAAAGAUUUGUUGACAUUAAAAACAUCCUAA
Molecule: messenger RNA, 267 nt
Organism: Seriola aureovittata
Lineage: Eukaryota; Metazoa; Chordata; Actinopteri; Carangiformes; Carangidae
Product: olfactory receptor 4K15-like
Exons: 2
Coding region: 1-267 (88 amino acids)
Biological process (GO): G protein-coupled receptor signaling pathway
Cellular component (GO): membrane
Molecular function (GO): G protein-coupled receptor activity
Source: RefSeq, a predicted model, not a curated record